AUGGCAUCGAAGGAAACGGAGAUCGCUCGCGAUGUGAGCUCUAACGUUACCCACCCCUCCGAGAAAGAGCCAGAGACAGCUCACACGCCGAAAGACACGGCUGAUGACAAUGGAAACUCGGAUCAAGAGUCUCUUGACCAAGAAGCCCAGGCUGGUGUGAAGGGAGUUCAAGCCGCGGCGGCCGUUUGGACUAAGUCUCAUCUGAUCCUGGCAUAUGCGAUCAUUUGGUUUAUCUAUUUUGUUACUUCCAUCCAGGAGGUCGUCAUCCGUUCUCUAAACCCUUACGUGACAAGUGCCUUCAUGCUCCAUUCUUUGACUGCCGCCACGAGUAUCAUGGCCAAUAUCAUUGGAGGCUUGAGUAAAAUUCCCUUGGCAAAGAUAUUGGACUCGUGGGGUCGUCCUCAGGGUAUGUCUUUGAUGUUGAUCAUUUGGGUUGUGGGUUUCAUCAUGAUGGCGGGCUGCGACAACGUUCAGACCUACGCGGCUGCACAGGUUUUCUCAUCAGUGGGAUCCCAAGGAGUCAGCUAUUGUUUGACAGUUUUCAUUUCAGACACCUCUGCAUUGAAGAACCGAGCCCUCAUGUUGUCGUUCGCAACCUCGCCAUACAUAAUCACCACCUGGAUCGGGGGACCGAUCUCCCAGAGCGUCCUUGAAGGCCCCGGCUGGCGAUGGGGAUUUGGAAUAUUCACCAUCAUCGUUCCGGUCGUGGUGGCUCCUCUGUGUCUUCUGUUCUUCUGGAAUCAGCAAAAGGCCAAGAAGAUGGGGUUGCUCGCACCCAGCCGUGGUCCGCUCACCUUGUCUACAGUAAAGCAAUACUGCAUAGAGGUCGACUUGAUUGGAAUCAUUCUUCUGGCCGGUGGAAUGGCCUUGUUCCUACUUCCGUUCAGUCUCUGGUCAUACCAGAAGGAUCAAUGGCGGUCGGCGAUGAUUAUCUGCAUGAUCGUUUUUGGAGGACUUUUGCUCAUCGCAUUCGCUAUCUACGAGCGAUCUUGGGCCCCAGUAACUUUCAUCCCGUUCAAUCUAUUGAUGGACCGGACCGUCUUCUUCGGAGGGCUAAUGUUCAUCUUUGAAUUUUUCAACUCAAUGGUCUGGGGUAGUUACUUCGGAUCAAUGCUCCAGGUGGUUUGGGGUCUGGAUGUCACAGAAGCUAGCUAUGUCUCAGCCAUCUACAGAGUUGGAUCCUGCCUCUUUUGUCUGCUCGUCGGCUUCCUGAUUCGCUGGACUGGUCGCUUCAAGUGGCUGGCGGUUUACUUCUCCUUCCCGCUUAUGAUCCUGGGCGUUGGAUUGAUGAUUAAAUUCCGUCAGCCCGAUGCGGGUAUUGGAUACAUUUGCAUGACUCAAAUCUUCGUUGCCUUCGCUGGUGGAACUACUGUUAUCUGUGGCGAGCUUGCGAUGAUGGCGCCUUCGGAUCACCAACAUAUCGCUGUUAUACUUGCUAUGCUGAACCUGUUCAGUAGUAUUGGAAGCGCGCUUGGAUCAACCGUGUCUGCCGCUAUCUGGACCAGUGAGUUCCCGAAAGCGCUGGCCAAAUAUGUGCCAGCGGAGGUGGAUGUGGCAGCGGUAUAUUCGGACAUUACGGCCCAGCUGUCGUAUGAGUGGGGAAGCCCGGCUCGGAAUGCCAUUGCUCGUGCCUAUGGAGAUGCGCAGCGAUAUAUGCUCAUUACCAGUGUCUGUAUGCUGGUAGUUGCUUGGGGGUGUGCUGCGAUGUGGAGAGACAUUAAGAUAAAGGAUCUUAAGCAGGUCAAGGGACGCGUUAUUUAA
Messenger RNA from Penicillium verrucosum, 1761 nucleotides. RefSeq lists its product as uncharacterized. The coding region runs from base 1 to 1761 and encodes 586 amino acids. Gene Ontology annotation, molecular function: transmembrane transporter activity. Lineage: Eukaryota; Fungi; Ascomycota; Eurotiomycetes; Eurotiales; Aspergillaceae. The record is from RefSeq and is a predicted model, not a curated record. The transcript has 3 exons. Gene Ontology annotation, biological process: transmembrane transport.